GCUUGCAAGCCAGAAGAAGUCAACGGCCAAGGGGUAUCCUUGUAAUAAUCUCUCGUAUGGCAUGAUGACCAGCUAACCCCAUAUCCUAAUGAAUCCCUCGUAAUGCUUAUAUAUAUCGUUGUCCUUUUGCUCUGCAAACCCAAGCUUUUACUAGUGGAAUUUGGUGUGAUUAUUCCUUACCAAAAUCACCCAGAAUGGCCAAAAUUGCCUUAGGAUCUCAGCGAGAGGCCACCCAGCCCGACUGCAUCAAGGCCCUUAUCGUCGAGUUUAUUACCACCUUUUUCUUCGUCUUCGUCGGAGUCGGAGCAGCCAUGGCCGCUGAUAAACUAGUGGGAGGAUCUCUAGCGGGCUUGCUUUUCGUGGCUUUAGCACAUGCACUUGUUGUGGCUGUAAUGAUAUCCGCCGGUCACAUCUCCGGUGGUCAUCUCAACCCAGCAGUCACUUUGGGCCUCCUCGCCGGCGGUCACAUCACCGUCUUCCGAUCCAUGCUUUACUGGAUUGACCAAUUGGUUGCAUCUUCUGCUGCUUGUCUCCUCCUAUGCUAUCUUACAGGAGGAAUGGCCACUCCUGUGAUUACACUGGCAAGUGGGGUAGGCUACGUUCCAGGGGUAGUGUGGGAGAUCGUACUGACCUUCUCCUUGCUGUUUACCGUCUAUGGCACUAUUGUGGACCCCAAGAAGGGAUCAAUUGAUGGGCUGGGCCCAUUGCUCACUGGGCUCGUAGUUGGGGCAAACAUCUUAGCUGGUGGAUCAUUUUCUGGUGCGGCCAUGAACCCUGCACGAGCCUUUGGGCCCGCUUUGGUGAGCUGGGACUGGACUCACCAUUGGGUUUACUGGGUUGGACCCCUAAUUGGUGGUGGGUUGGCUGGGUUCAUCUAUGAAAAUUUCUUCAUCACAAGAUCUCAUCUUCCUCUUCCCAAUGAUGAAGAAACUUACUUAAGUACUAAUUAGCAAUUGCAUCAUGUAAUGUAGUCCUUUAAUUUAGCCACUCCUUUUCAUUGUAUUAAAUUCCUGUGUGUUUCCCUGUUAUUCAAUAUCAUGCAUAUGGUACUUUGAUUGA
Hevea brasiliensis (rubber tree) is the source of this 1059-nucleotide messenger RNA. RefSeq names its product aquaporin TIP4-1. The transcript is spliced from 3 exons. Lineage: Eukaryota; Viridiplantae; Streptophyta; Magnoliopsida; Malpighiales; Euphorbiaceae. Gene Ontology annotation, molecular function: water channel activity. Bases 195 to 950 code for a protein of 251 amino acids. Gene Ontology annotation, biological process: transmembrane transport; water transport. Gene Ontology annotation, cellular component: membrane. The record is from RefSeq and is a predicted model, not a curated record.